CUUUCAGGUGGACGACUCAAAACAUACCGAACAUUCCCUAACACAUUGUUUACUAAGAAGCAUACAAUCCAGUGUUUCCGAAUACAUCAUCGAUUAAAAAGUACCACCACAACUACCCUGAAUCAGCUCCCCAAAAUCGAAACCAACUUCAACAAAACGAAUAUAUUUAUAUAUAUAUGGUCAAUUGUGUGCAAAAUCCUUGCAGAACUCGAUGCUUAUCAUCAUUCUGAAAGC
Messenger RNA from Cokeromyces recurvatus, 234 nucleotides. RefSeq lists its product as uncharacterized. Lineage: Eukaryota; Fungi; Mucoromycota; Mucoromycetes; Mucorales; Mucoraceae. The annotation marks the transcript as partial. The record is from RefSeq and is a predicted model, not a curated record. The transcript has a single exon.